This is a messenger RNA of Sphaerodactylus townsendi, 1950 nucleotides long. Its product is annotated as sodium/nucleoside cotransporter 2-like. Lineage: Eukaryota; Metazoa; Chordata; Lepidosauria; Squamata; Sphaerodactylidae. Gene Ontology annotation, biological process: nucleoside transmembrane transport. The transcript has 17 exons. Gene Ontology annotation, molecular function: nucleoside:sodium symporter activity. Bases 1 to 1950 code for a protein of 649 amino acids. Gene Ontology annotation, cellular component: membrane. The record is from RefSeq and is a predicted model, not a curated record.
AUGUCGCUCGAAGAACGUGACAGCGGCCACGAGAACCCGGCCUUAGAGCUGGCGGAAUGUGAGGGAAAUCCGGAGACGACCGUGAUCCAGGAAGAAAAACAUGCGCAACACGCUCCUUUCCAGAAGUGGAAGAAGGCAGCUGAGCCGUUUUCCAAAACAAGGCGGUUUUACAAGAGCCAUGCCAGCGUACUCCACAAGAUCUUCUUGGGCGUCUUGGGUGCAGCUUACCUGGCCUACUUCAUCGCAGCCUGCGUGCUGGACUUCCAGCGAGCCUUGGCUUUGGUCGUUUUAACAUGCCUGGCGGUCUUCCUCGGGCUCUACACCCUGGUAAAAAAGCUGUGCGGGGCAACUAUUGCCCGUGCGCUAAGCCCUGUUGGAAAAUGCUUCCAGAAAUCCUGGUUUUGGCUGAAAUGGGUGCUGUGCGUCGUCAUUUUGAUCGGUCUGAUCACGUGGCUGGUCCUUGACAUUUCCCAGAGGCGGGAGCAGCUGGUCUCCUUGGCGGGUUUCUGCACCUUGGCUCUGAUGCUCUUCGUCUGCUCGAAGCACCACAGGGCUGUAUCUUGGAGGGCUGUCUUCUGGGGGCUCGGCCUGCAGUUCCUCCUUGGGGUCUUCAUCGUCCGGACCGAUCCUGGAUUUCAGGCUUUCCAGUGGCUUGGAGAACAGGUCCAGAUUUUCCUGAACUACACCACGGCCGGUUCCCGAUUUGUCUUCGGAGACCAACUGAUCCAAAACGUGUUCGCCUUUCAGGCUUUACCCAUCAUCGUCUUCUUCAGCUCGGUGAUGUCCGUCCUCUACUACCUGGGAGUCAUGCAGUGGAUAAUCCUGAAGCUGUCUUGGAUCCUGCAAAUCACCAUGGGUACAGCAGCCACAGAGUCGCUGAGCGUGGUGGGGAAUGUAUUUGUUGGGAUGACGGAGGCACCGCUGCUGAUCCGCCCCUACCUGUUGGACAUGACCAAGUCGGAAGUUCACGCUGUGAUGACCGGGGGUUUUGCCACUAUCGCUGGCAGUGUGUUGGGAGCCUACAUUUCAUUUGGGAUUGACGCCUCGUCCUUGAUUGCGGCAUCAGUGAUGGCUGCACCCUGUGCUUUGGCAAUGGCUAAACUCAUCUACCCCGAAGUGGAAGAGUCCAAGUUCCGCAGCCGGGAGGGUGUGAAAAUUGCCUGUGGAGAAGAGCAGAAUAUUCUGGAAGCCAUCAGCAACGGUGCUGCCGUUUCCGUGGGCCUGGUGGCGAACAUUGCUGUCAAUCUCAUUGCCUUCCUGGCCGUGCUGGAGUUCAUCAACGCCACGCUCGCUUGGCUGGGGAACCUGGUCAACAUCACAGGACUCUCCUUCCAGUUGAUCUGCUCCUACGUGCUGAUGCCCCUGGCAUUCUUGUUAGGGGCCAGCUGGGAGGAUGCAGGCCUCGUGGCCGAAAUGCUGGGAGUCAAGUUCUUCUUGAACGAGUUCGUGGCCUACCAGCAGCUGUCGACGUACAAACAGCGACGGAUGGACGGACGUCCCGAGUGGGACGGGGCGAACAAGCAGUGGAUCUCCGUGAGAGCUGAAACCAUCACCACCUUCGCCCUGUGCGGAUUUGCCAACCUGAGCUCCAUUGGGAUCAUGCUGGGCGGAUUGUCAUCCCUGGCACCGCAGCGCAAGAGUGAGUUUUCUAGCAUCGUUGUAAGGGCUCUGCUCACCGGAGCCUGCGUCUCCCUGAUGAACGCGUGCAUUGCAGGUAUCCUGUAUGUACCCAGAGGAGAAGUGACCGAUUGCUUGAGUUUCUUCAAUGCAACAGACCUCAGCUCUACCAGCUAUCCUGUCUACGUUUGCUGCACAGACCUCUUCGGCAGCACAACGGGCAUGAAUGGGCCUUUCACUGGUGCAUGGGGACACCAAGAUAUCCUCAUUACAAGGAUGUAUCUCCAACAGUGCUGCAGUCACUACAACGUCACGGUCUGCACCAAGCCCUAA